AUGGAAGACGUCCUCCGCCCAAGCAAAGAAGCCUUUGAAUACACCCUCCGCGCGAGCUAUCAGCUAUGGUCAACCCAUAUCAACACCAGUGAUACCCGCCUUCCAUUGGAGUGCAUCGACCUGAAACCCCUUCUCAAAGACACGCCUGCAUUUCUCGCCCAUGGAUUGAUCCCAUCGGACAAAACAUUCUCAUUUGCUUGUGCCAAAAUCCGGGGCGAUCUUGAAAUAAAGGGGCAGUCGAGAUGGCGGACGUCCAGAGCUGGAGCAGAUUGCAUAACCCCGCCUAAGGCCAUACAUUUGGGGCUUGGAUGUCAUGCUUUGGAAUAUGAGGGUUGGGAUUGGGAGCUUGGGGAUGGGUCGAGGGUUGAGGAUACGGGGGUAGAGGCGCGGUUUGCCUCGUUGCUUUCAGCGUCCGCGCCUACGUCGUCUAUGCCUGUGCCUGCUUCUAUGUGUGUCUUGUCCCAAACCAGAGUUUACUUCUGCGGAUCUUCCCGCUCUACCGAAGGAUUGUGA
Messenger RNA from Penicillium samsonianum, 513 nucleotides. RefSeq lists its product as uncharacterized. The record is from RefSeq and is a predicted model, not a curated record. Bases 1 to 513 code for a protein of 170 amino acids. The transcript has a single exon. Lineage: Eukaryota; Fungi; Ascomycota; Eurotiomycetes; Eurotiales; Aspergillaceae.